CAGGACGCGGGGCCAGCCGCUAAAAGGGCCGGGCGGGCCGCGCCCACGCGGUCGCCAUGGAGCUUCCCCCAGGGCUGUAUGCUGGGCCUCGCGCGUGGGACGAUGACUCGGACCCGGAGCCGGAGUCCGACCCUGAUGCGCAGGCCGAGGCCUACGUGGCCCGCGUGCUCAGCCCUCCGCAAUCCGGGCUGACUCCUCCGUGUGUCUCGUUGCUCUCUACGCCCGCCGCGUCUACGGGCGCCCUGGAGCGGAGAAUCAAGUCCAAGGUCCCUACUGUGGGUGUGCCCGGCCUGCUAAGCCUUCCUCCGGAGCUGUUGCUCGAGAUUUGCGCCUACCUGGAUGCGCGCCUCGUGCUCCAUGUCCUGCCGCGCGUGUGCCAAGCGCUGCGCGACCUUGUAUGUGACCAUGUCACCUGGAGGAUACGCGCGCAGCGCCGCGUACGCGCGCCCUACCCAGUGGUGGAAGCUGUGAUUACAGAGGAGGACUUUGACUGGCCAGCAGCCUGCAUUGAGCUGGAACACCACCUGUCCCGCUGGGCAGAGGAUGGGCACCGAGCUGAGUACUUCUGCCUGGCUGAUGGCCACUUUGCUUCUGUUGAAUCAGUGCUGCUGCUCCAGGGUGGGACACUCUGUGUGUCAGGCUCCCGAGAUCGCAACGUGAACUUGUGGGACCUGCGGCAGCUGGACAAGGAGCCCAGCAAGGUUCUGGUCAAGACCUUGGGAACUGAGAAGAACAGCACCCACAAGGGCUGGGUAUGGUCACUGGCGGCACAGGAAACGCAGGACCACCAUGUGUGCUCUGGCUCCUGGGACAGCACUGUGAAGCUGUGGGACGUAGCGGCUGAUGGACAGCAGUUUGGCGAGAUGAAGGGCAAGUCGGCCGUGCUGUGUCUCUCCUACUGUCCUGAUGUCCUGGUGGCUGGCACCUAUGACAAGAAGGUGACCCUCUACGACCCCAGAGCUAGCCCGGCCUUGCUGAAGAACUGGCAUCUGCACUCGGGUGCUGUGUUGACAUUGCUGGCCGAUGACAGGCACAUCAUCUCAGGCAGUGAGGAUCGCACCUUCGUGGUGUUGGACCGCCGAGCCAACAACGUCCUGCAACGGCUGCAGCUGGACUCCUACCUGCUCUGCAUGUCCUACCAGGGGCCCCAGCUCUGGGCCGGCGACAACCAGGGCCAGCUUUACGUCUUUGCCAACCGUGAUGGCAGCUUCCAACUUGUCCGGUCUUUCAACGUGGGCCACAGGUCUCAAAUCACAGGGAUCAGACACUCGCUGGGGGCCUUGUACACCACGUCCACUGACAAGACCAUCCGGGUGAGGACAUGGUCUGCCCUCACUCCACGUUGGCCCGGGCUCCGCCUCCUGACCCUGCCUCUGUUCACAGGUGCACGUGCCCACAGACCCGCCGAGGACCAUUUUUACCCGAAGCCACCACAGUGUGCUCAAUGGGAUCUGUGCGGAGGGCAACAUGGUGGUGGCUGCCUCUGGGGACCUGUCACUGGAGGUCUGGAGGCUGCAAGCCUGAGCAGGAGGACACAGAUGGAGAUGAUGGUGUGCACUGCCAGUUGCAGGCUGAGCCUUGGCCUCUGUCGUGGGGAACCUUCCCUCUGUUGGUGCUGCCUCUGUCUUGCCCCAUAGGCCCAGGGCACGUGAAGUCCUGGGCGUGGCUGGGCGAGUCCCUGGGCUGGGCUCCAUGCCUGUGCAGGUGACAUUACAGUUCUGGCCCACCCAGGGGGCCUCCUCCUCACCAUUGGGCCUUGAUUUUGUUUUGUUGGGUUUUUUCUAGAUAGGGUCUCACUGCGUAACCCAGGGUGACCUUGACUUGCUAUCUCGCUGCCUCCACCUGGCAUUACACACAAGUGGCUUGGGUCCUGGUUCAGUUAUGAUUUGGUUGCUCCUCUGCCUGAUGGAAUUCAAGGAGAAAUAAAUCUG
This is a messenger RNA of Castor canadensis (American beaver), 1931 nucleotides long. NCBI's taxonomy places the organism in Eukaryota, Metazoa, Chordata, Mammalia, Rodentia, Castoridae. The record is from RefSeq and is a predicted model, not a curated record.